Closterium sp. NIES-65 is the source of this 4281-nucleotide messenger RNA. Lineage: Eukaryota; Viridiplantae; Streptophyta; Zygnematophyceae; Desmidiales; Closteriaceae. The record is from the annotation of a GenBank genome assembly.
AUGGCUCGCGGCGGAGGAACAAAGGGUGGACCUAUCAUGAAACGUGGAUCGGGUGGCAAACCUGCUGCUGGGAAGACCCGUGGCGGCAGCAGCGGAAAGUCCAAUCCCAAAGACAAGGCAUCGUCACGAAAAACCACCGGUUCCGCGCAGCCCGCUAGCCGGCUAGCUGGCAGCAACCGUGGCCGGGGACGUGGGGGAACGGCAGCGGGCCGAGGAGGCAAGGCUGGCGCGAAAUCCGCGAAACCGGCGAAAUUACCGGCUCCGGCGGCGGCGGCGGGGGAGGAGGAGGACGUUGAGCUGUCAGACGAGGACGUGGCGUUCUUCGCGCAGCACCAAAACUUCGCGCGCUUCCUCUCGGGUCUUGAGGAGCAACAACUGGGCAGUGAAACCAAGAAAGCCAAGACGAAACUGCCGAGACCAGAUCGUGCUGAGAACGGAAGCGAUGCUGACAGUAGCGAGGAUGAUGAGGGAAGGAAGGAGGCUAGCGGUGAUGAAAACGAUUCAGAGGGUUCGGAUGAGGGUGAUGACGUGGAUGAGGAUGACGUGGAAGAGGACGUUUCUGACGAGGAUGAGGAGCUUGCGGACGAAGAGGAAGAGGAUGAAGAUGGCGUCGCAGCGGAUGCGCGGAUGACGGGAGACGAAGAUGAGGAGGAAGAGAAGGAAAUAGAAAUGGCGGAGGACGAGGAGGAAGAGGAGGAGGAGGGUGACGAGGAGGAGGAAAUGGAGCCUGUGAUUUCUGAUGACGAGUUUGACGAUGAGGAUGAGGAGGAGGACGAUGAAGAGGAGGAGGAGGGUAAUUUUAGCGACGACGACGACGAUAUUGACGAAGUGAUGGUUUUCGCUGAUUCAUCAGCGGCUGGUCUCGGCUCUCUGCCCCAGAAAGGCGCUAAAGGGAAGGCGGGGGAAGCGCGCCGAGCGGACAAGGGGAAGGGCGGAAGGAAGGGGGAUGGGGCGGAAGGGGAAGAAGAAGAGGGUGCGGAGGCGGAGGGGGAAGAUGAGUCGGAGGAUGAAGAGGCGGAGUACGAGAGGGGAUCCCGCCGCCCUGGGUGGGCUGCGCCAGCGGGUGCCGCGGGGAAGUUUGCGCCGAAACCCCGCGCCGCUUCCGCGGGUGUGGGAGGAGACGCGGAGGAGGUUGCGGUGGAAUUGGCAGCAGGGGCGGAGGGGGAGAAGAAGGGUUCAAUGCGGGGUUUCGGGCUUAUAGCGGCGAGGGACAAGGGUGUGUUGGUGGAUGCUGUUGACGCUCUGCCGGUUAAAACCCUUGACGGCCGGCUGAUGUUCCGCGCGAUUGAAGUGGCGGAAGGGGCGGAGGGAGAGAAAGGGGAGAAAGGGAAAGAAUUGGCCGGGGAGAAAGAGGAUGGGAAGAAAGGGAGGAAAGGGAAGAAGGGGGAGGAGGGUAAGGGAGGUCCGAGAGAAGAGGAGGCGGAGGAAGGGGAGGAGGAGGAGGAGGGCGAGGGUGGGGCGGCGGAGGGGAAGGAAGCAGGGGCUAGGAGGCAGCCGAAGGAUGCGUCGAAGCUUACCCUGCAAGAGCAAGCCAUGAUGGAGUUGCAGGAGGAGAUGUCGGUGGAGGAGCGGAGGGCGGCAGUGAAGAAGGCUAUAGCGCGGAUGAGCACGCAAAUUCUCGCUGACCCCGAGACUCACAUCGGCAUGUUAAAGUCUCUGCACAAGCUGUGUUUGGAUCUAGACGCCAUCGUGGCGAGCCUCGCAGUUCUCUCGCUGACAGCAGUGUUUAGAGACAUCAUCCCCGGCUACCGCGUGCGCAUGCGCUCGGAGAAGGAGCGCGCGAUGGUGAUGAGCAAGGAGGUCAAGAAGCGCUGGCUCUUCGAGGAGGGCCUGCUGCAAUCCUACCAGUCAUUCGUCAACCUCCUUCUGAAGCACGCAAAGCAAGCUGCGCGCCGAGCCGUGUCAGUGCGCGCCAUGUGUGGACUGCUGCGCGCCGCUCCGCACUUCAACUGCCGCUCGGAGCUCAUCCGCGCCAUCAUUCCGCGCAUGGACCUCGCGGACGAUAGCAUCAGCUCCCUCUGCUGCAACACCAUAGCGGAGCUCAUGCGGGAGGACGGGCGGCACGACGGAGAGGCCACAGUGGAGGCGGCAGAGCUGGUUGCCGACUUCAUCCGCCAACGCUGCUGCGUCACGCGCCCUCAGGUGCUGAUGGUAUUCCACCCCCUUGAGUUCGACGACGAUCUCCUCCAAUCCGCGGAGGGUCGCGGAGCCGGGGGACCGCGCGGAGGCGCAGCGCGGAAAGCUACCUGGGGCGCGGCGGGGGGAGCAGGCGGAGCGGCGGACGGGGAGGAGCAGCAGCCGGGGAAACCUAAGUCGAAGAAAGAGCGGAAGCUGGAGAAGCGGAAAGAAGCCGCGCGGAUGCGGAAGGAAGUAGAGGGGGAUUUCAGGGAGGCGGAGGCAGUGCGGGACGAAUCCACGCGGAAGCAGCAGCAGGCGCGCGUGCUAGCAGCCGUGUUCGAAGCGCUUUUUAGGGUAGUUAAAGCCGCGGCUAUGCUGCACCAGCCGCGCCCCACGGACGGGUCCGGCGCGCUCUCCCUCCCCCCGCGCCCGCUGCUCCCCUCCGCGCUCUUCCUGAUUGGUCACUUUUCGCAUCUGCUGUCGGUUGAGUAUCUGCCGGAUCUGCUGUCCACGCUACGCCAGCUGGCUGCUGACGUGGCGACGCCGCUAGACGGGGACGAUGAUGACCUGGCAGGAGGAAGCGGGGAGUGGGGGGAUGGGGGGGAAGUGGUGACAUGGGAGGGGGGGAGGAGGCGGAAAUUAGGGCUUAGACUGGAAGAUAGGCUGACGUGCUGUGUGGUGGCGCAGAGGGUUAUGAAGGCGAAUCUAGAUUCACUGAAUGUGGACAUGCGCGGGUUCGUGACCCUCGUGUAUCAAAUGAUUCUCGAGGCGCCUCUCGUUCCCGCGCAGGUCGCGGCCCUCUCGUCAGAAUCACCCUCGGGCAAGGCAUCCUCGUUAAAAGCACCGUUGGAGGAAGCGGACUCGUUAGAAGAGGAGGCGAUCACGCCGGGGGGUAGCGCGAUAUCCUCGUUAGAAGCUGCUCUGGUAUCCGCGUUACAGGAGGUGUUCAUGUCGUCGGGGCACAGGCAGGCGGACAUGACGCGCUUGCUGCUUGUGGUGCGUCACCUGCUACUCCGCUAUCCCCGCUGUAGAGUGCUCCUAGACAAGGACCCAGAUGACGACCUGUACGCUUCAGGGGGUGGGUGUGCUCUAGGGUGUGCUCUUGGGUGUGCUCUUGGGUGUGCUCUAGGGUGUGCUCUAGGGUGUGCUCUAGGGUGUGCUCUAGGGUGUGCUCUUGGGUGUGCUCUAGGGUGUGCUCUAGGGUGUGCUCUAGGGUGUGCUCUAGGGUGUGCUCUAGGGUGUGCUCUUGGGUGUGCUCUAGGGUGUGCUCUUGGGUGUGCUCUUGGGUGUGCUCUAGGGUGUGCUCUAGGGUGUGCUCUUGGGUGUGCUCUUGGGUGUGCUCUAGGGUGUGCUCUAGGGUGUGCUCUUGGGUGUGCUCUUGGGUGUGCUCUAGGGUGUGCUCUUGGGUGUGCUCUAGGGUGUGCUCUAGGGUGUGCUCUAGGGUGUGCUCUAGGGUGUGCUCUAGGGUGUGCUCUAGGGUGUGCUCUUGGGUGUGCUCUUGGGUGUGCUCUUGGGUGUGCUUCUGCGUCAUCCCCGCUGUGGAGUGCGCUUAGACAAGGACCCCGGCCUCACCCCUUUCAGUGGCGAUGGAAGAGCUCUCAGCUGCCCUCACAUCCUUCCUCUGGGAGCUCACAUCAUUUCCCCGAUGCCCUACUUCCCCUCCCUCCUCCCCUCCCUUCCCACCCAUCCCUCCCCCGUCACCCCCCUCCCCGGGUUGAUUAUAUCCUCCAGCGCUACGACCCAGCAGCACCAGAGCCCGAGCUCUCAGCAGCCCUCACAUCCUUCCUCUGGGAGCUCUCCCUUCUCUCCCGCCACUACCACCCGCACGUUGCCAGCCUGGCACGCCACGUCAGCACCAUUGCCACGUCACCCGCCGCCACUGCUGCCCCCGGUAAGCCAUCCAAGGGGGUCGCUGACCCGUACCAGAAGGGUCAGCCGCAGAAACAGCAGCAGCAGCAGCAGCAGCAGCAGGAGGCAGGCGGUUCGUCAUGUGGUUUUUCAGGUGCUACUGAUCUGCUGCUGCUAGCUGGCACUGUGAACAGCGCUAUCGACAGGGUCACUGGUUGGCUGCUUGUGCUUACUCCAAUCAAGACUCAUUCCGCUGCCUGCUUUCGAAUCCUAAUCCGUCUGUGCAAGCUGAAGUGUCAAAAGAUAUCUGCUUGA